AGCCAUUGGGUGAGCCCUUGAAGGGGCACACUGGCGCGGUUAACUCAGUCUCGUUCUCACCGGAUGGUACUCGCAUCGCGUCUGGUUCAUGGGAUAACACUGUGCGGCUGUGGAAUGCAGCGACGGGAGAGCCAUUGGGUGAGCCCUUGAAGGGGCACACUGGCGCGGUUUACUCAGUCUCGUUCUCACCGGAUGGUACUCGCAUCGCGUCUGGUUCAUUGGAUAACACUGUGCGGCUUAUGAAAAUGCUGCCAUCACUCGAGUCAACGGAGCUGGAUCCCUUUACAUCUCCACUGCAUCGAAGUACCGCAUCUCCCACUCAAGAAAAUCGUAUCACGCCAACCAACACUUGUAACCAUCCCCCCAUUUCCUUCUCGUCCUGCCUGAAACACGCCCUGCCAAACCCCGCUGACUUGCUCGAACCCGCCUCUGAUCAUGAUUCUGAUUCAACCCCUUUCUUGCUGCAACCUGAUGGGUGGAUCAUAGGACCCAGACAUGAGCUUCUUUUCUGGGUACCUCCCGCUUCCCAACACGCGUUUUAUACUCCUUGGACGUUAUUGGUGAUACCCAGAGGAUAUCCUGAGCUUGAUUUGAGCUGCAUGGCCCAUGGGACGCGCUGGUCGAGUUGCCGAGACGCCUCCACGUAACGAUGAUUUUAUUGCUGCAAU
This is a messenger RNA of Suillus plorans, 668 nucleotides long. RefSeq lists its product as uncharacterized. The transcript is spliced from 2 exons. Lineage: Eukaryota; Fungi; Basidiomycota; Agaricomycetes; Boletales; Suillaceae. The coding region runs from base 240 to 647 and encodes 135 amino acids. The record is from RefSeq and is a predicted model, not a curated record.